AUGGAGAACGCAGCACCAACUGAAGACGUGGCGGCAAUCGCCAAGGUCGAGAACGUGGAAGAAAAAGAGGAGGAGAUGCAGGCAGGUGCAACGGAGGAGAAAGUGGAAGAGGAAGAGGAAGAUGAGGACGAUUCGCCCAACAAGCAUAUCCUUGCCCACAAGACUGCCAUCGUUAAAGUGUUUGCCACCACCCAGGCAUGGGACCACGACUGUCCCUGGCAAGCCCUCAGCAUCCAGACCGCGAGUGGCUCGGGCGUGGUCAUCGCUGGCGGCAGAAUUCUCACGGUGGCCCACGUUGUCGCCAACCAAACCUUCUGCCAGAUCCAGCGGUGCGGCAUUCCAGACAAGCACCAAGCCAAGGUCCUCUUCGUUAGCCAUGAGUGCGAUCUCGCCUUGCUCGAACCCGAGGACCCCAGCUUGUUCGCAGAUAUCACUCCGCUGGAGAUGGGUGAGCUGCCGGACUUGAGGGACCAGGUGUACGUGUGCGGGUUCCCCGUGGGCGGCGAUGAGAUCAGCAUUUCCGAGGGCGUCGUCUCCCGCAUUGAAAUCCAGGUCUUGCUCCCUCGCACAGUCCUGGUUUGUGGCGGUCCGUGCAUCAAAGACGGCAAGAUCGUAGGGCUGGCGUUUCAGGGGAUGGACAACAUCGACAACGUCGGCGAGGUCGUGCCCACGUUGGUCAUCCAUCACUUCCUCGAGGGCGUGAGGCGAGCACAGGAGGACGGUGUCAAGUACCAGGGCUUCCCAGCACUGGGCGUAGUCAUUCAAGGCAUUUUAAACCCGCUUCUCCGACAGAGCCUCGGUAUGCAGGGGAAGGAGAGCGGGGUGCUGGUGACUAAGGUCAUGUACGGCAACUCGGCGUACGGACACAUCGAGGCGGGUGACGUCAUUCUGGAGAUCGAUGGCGUGAAGGUCUUUAACAACGGCACCGUCUCCCUCAAGAUCAACCCCACAUCCAAACACAAAUACAGGACGUGGUACGGUAUUCUGCUCCACUCGCGUCAUGUGGGCGAUGAGAUAUCACUGCUCGUCCGCCGGAAGAGCGCCGGCUACGCGCUGCAGUCGGUCAAGUUCCCGCUCCUGCCGCUGACCAUGCUCGUGCCCACGCCCACCUACGACGUGCCGCCGUCGUAUUUCCUCUACUGCGGGCUGCUCUUCCAGCCGCUGAGCAAGGACUACCUCACCACCUGGUCCAACUGGCGCAAGAACGCCCCCAAAGAAUACGUCCACUUCUACGAGUGCGGGAUCCCGGAGAAGGAUCGCACACAAGUGGUUGUCCUCACGAAGAUCUUGGCGGACAGAAUCAAUGUGGGUUAUGACGACGACGGGGCCUACACCAACUCCAGCGUGACAUCGUGCAACGGCGUGCCCAUCCGCAACCUGCAGCACCUUGUCGACGAGAUCAUCACGCUCGUGACGAGCGAGAACGGGGUGGUGGUGCUGCCCGCGCCCAAGCACAAAACUGCAGAGGAGGCCAAGGAGCGCAUCCUCCGCGUCUACAAGAUACAGCAGGACCGAUCCGCCGACCUCCUCGCCGCGCCGCCAUCAUCGCCACCACCAUCGUCGCCGCAGGCCUGA
Messenger RNA from Acanthamoeba castellanii str. Neff, 1575 nucleotides. Its product is annotated as trypsin domain containing protein. Gene Ontology annotation, molecular function: protein binding; serine-type endopeptidase activity. The record is from RefSeq and is a predicted model, not a curated record. NCBI's taxonomy places the organism in Eukaryota, Discosea, Longamoebia, Acanthamoebidae. Gene Ontology annotation, biological process: proteolysis. The transcript is spliced from 12 exons. The coding region runs from base 1 to 1575 and encodes 524 amino acids.